AUUUAUGACAACACAUUAAAAUUUGUCCAAUUUUAACGCAAAGAAUGCUUUUGGUGAAUAUUGUACUGCAGAAUUAUAACAUAACCUCUUAUAAUAUUGUACUGUUAACAUUAUUUGAAGGUUAUCUAGCACAAACAACAUAAAUGAGCAAAGAUGAGUUUUGGAUAUACUGUGACACCCAAAAUUCAUCCAACCCACUUAAGCCCAAGACAGUCAACUCUAAGUGUGGGCACAGUGGAGACUAUACCUGUACAUGAACUUGACAUACCAUCAGCUUCCAGAGAGUACAGAAAUGUUGACCUUAAUAAACAGAAGAGACAAGACAGUGUCAGAAGUUUCCAAACUUUACAGGAAGUGAGAUGGUCAAGCAUGCGGAAGAAGAUACCUGGAAUGUCAGCUGUACCAAAACAUUUGGCAACUUCUCCAGAGAGUUAUGACUUACAAACUCAGUAUAUGCAGGAACUACGUCAGUAUGUUCGUCAACAUUUCCACAUGUUAGAAUGUUCCUGUUUUAUUCCUGCUCCUACCCAAAUACCUAAAAUUAAAUAUAUCAAACAACUGAGGUGUCAUUGUGGAGGAACAUUUACAGAACAUGCUGGUAUGACAAAUAAAAAUGCAAACCAAAUGCUUGAACAGUAUAUAGUACAUAAAGAAUUUCAGAGGAUUAUUAAUCGAAGAAAACUUGAUGACCCCAUUCCAGUAAGACUUCCACAAGUUCAAUGGUCACGUGAUAACUUAAGGAAAAAAGUCACUAAUUCAUUUGGCAAAAUCAAGUUUGUUAAUGUUGAACACGUAGGUGGAACUAAACCAGCAAAGUACAUUAGAAUGGCUGCUGAUGACUCUGUAGAAGAUUUGUUUGAACUGAUGAUCACAUACUGGAGGAUCAAGGAACCACAGCCUCCAAACCUUGUCAUCUCUGUUGUGGGCGGAGCUAAAAACUUCAAACUGGAUGGACGUAUGAGAACUACUUUUUCAGCUGGACUUGUGAAGGCAGCAAAGACAACAUCUGCCUGGUUGAUAUCAUCAGGUUUCAACAUGGGAGUGAUGAAGUCUGUAGGUCAGGCUGUAAAUGAGGGCCAGUCAUUCUGCUGGGAUAAUAAUCGUAUGGCCCAUGUAUUGAGGUGUAUAGGUAUUGCCCCCUGGGGAUAUGUUAGAGACAGAAUGAAUCUGAUUGAGGCUGAAAAUGGUGAGGGUAAAUUCUGUGCCGAGUAUAGAACAAGUAAUGUUAUACUGCACAAUGAGCCCGUACCACUGAAUGCUGACCACACUCACUUUAUAUUUGUUGACGAUGGUUUCAGAAAUAAGUAUGGAGGAGUUGCGGCCAUGCGAUCUAAAAUAGAACAAAAAAUUUCACAACCAGAAUCAGCUGGAGGUCUAGGUAUACCAGUUGUUCUGAUUGUGGUAGAAGGAGGAACAGAUGCUCUUGCUGAUGCUAAAAGUUCUCUAGAACAUCGUAUACCUGUAGUUGUCUGUGCCGGAACUGGACGUGCUGCUGAUAUCCUUUCAUACGCUUACUCUCAUACUAAAACUACCUCAGCUGGUGUACGUGAAAUGUCUGAGAAGCACCAGGCUAAGUUAAAGGACAAGAUAUUUGAAGCUUAUGGUAAAGCUUGGAAAGAGGAGGAAAUUGAUUCAAAAACUGAUGCCAUUAAAGACAAUGUCAAAAUUUGCUGCCAAAAUGCAGACCUUAUGAUUAUAUUCAACAUGAAUAAAGCUGAAGAUUUAGACAUGGCAAUAUUGUCGGUGUUGUUGAAGGCCCAUGCUGGUGGUGACGAGAACCAGAGAUUGACACAGUUAAAGCUAGCACUCACCUGGGAUAGAGUUGACAUCGCCCAGGAGGAAAUAUUCCGGGAAGAUGUUCUAUGGAGACAAGGAAGUCUAGAUGAUAUAUUGACAGAAGCUAUUGUUACAGACAAGGUGAAGUUUAUGGAGCUCAUUUUACAACAAGGUGUUAUAAUGAAAGAAUAUCUCACACUGGACAGGCUAGAACAACUCUACCUACUGGUGCCUAAGCAUCAUCAGAUAAAUAAAUUGAUGUUUAAACUAACUGGUAAAACUGACAUGAAGAGACAAAAUGUUGUUAGCUUACUCUCCAACUUGUUAGACAGAUAUGAUGAUGAACAACAAAUGGAUCUGAUGAACAAUGAUAUGUUUGAAGAAGAGGAUGAGGACUCUAAAACUACUAAAUUUAUGUUUGCCAGGCCUUAUAAACAUCUCCUUAUAUAUGCUGUCUUGUUACACAGACAAUCUUUAGCAAAGUUUUGUUGGGAGAUGGGAGAUGAACCUGUCACUACAGCCGUGGCUGUUACACGACUAUACUCUGCUAUGAUAAGACAUAUCACACGUGAUGAAUCUAUUCUACGUGAUACUAUCAUUGGCUAUAAAAGGGAGUUUGAGAUGAUGGCAGUGAAUGUAUUAAAUGAGUGUCAGCAGAAAGAUCCCAGUAAAGCUAUGAUGAUUGUAGAGAGACAUUCACCUGUCUGGAAUGAAAUGACCUGUCUACAGAUAGCAGCAGCCUCUAAUGAUAGGGUAUUUUUGUCAUCAGAAACUUGCAUGGAUUCAGUAUCUACUACAUGGAAACAGGGAAUGACCUCUGGAUGGAAAUGUGUAUUCCUGGCUAUUCUGUGUCCUCCGUUGAUCCCAUUCAUUAUAGAGUUUGUACAAAUAGGAAGAGAGUCGAUGUCCUGGAACCAGAAAAUACUUGGUUUUUAUACAGCACCACUUGUCAAAUUUGUAAAUUACACAUUGAUGUACCUUGUGUUCGUUGCCCUGUAUACAUACAUGUUGUUAGUAGACAUACAACCUAAACCUGUAACCACUAUAGAGAUUAUUUGUGUAGUCUGGAUAUUUACCUUCAUAAUAGACAACAUUCAUACAUUGAUAUUUUUCCCAGCCCCUACGUUUCAGUCGAAGAUGCGUGACUUUUAUGGUAUAAUGCAUUACAUGGAUUGGUUUACAUUCAUCACAACUAUGAUAGGUUUUAUUCUUCACUACAUGGGCUUCUACAAUGCUUGUAAAAUCCUCUACUGUAUUAAUGCAGUGAUAUUUUAUGUGGGGAUCAUGCAGUCAUACAGGGCAUUUGAAAAUCUUGGUCCAAAACUGGUCAUGAUCAAAGGAAUGUUUGGAGAGCUGCGUUUAUUCAUUAUGGUACUGUUGAUAUUCCUGCUGGCAUAUGGUAUAGCACAUCAGGGGUUGAUGUACCACGACAGGUCACCUUCCUGGACUAUAUUGAAAGAUGUUCUCUACUACCCAUAUUGGCAACUGUAUGGUGAAUUAUUUCUUGAAGAAAUUGAGACUGAUUCCUGUAAGCCUGGGUCAUUAGACUGCAGAACUAGUCAUUGGUUGGUACCAAUCAUUUUGGCAGCAUAUCUAUUGGUUGGAAAUAUUCUGUUGCUUAACCUACUUAUUGCUAUAUUCAGCAAUGUGUUCCAGCAGAUAGAGAAGAAUUCGAAAGAGAUCUGGAAGUAUCAUAUGUAUUUCCUGGUGAUGGAGUAUGACAAAAAACCGUUUCUUGUUGCACCUUUUAGUAUCAUUCCAAUCUUCUUCCAUGCAAUAAGGUGGUUGUUCAGAAAAUGCUGCUGCAAAAGAUACAUUACCAGACAAAAACUUGGUCGAAGACAUCUGGAAUAUUUACAAUUGUUUGAGAAGGAGAUGAUGACAAAUUAUCUACGUCGAGCAAAGGCAAGCGAGCACGAGAAUCUAGAGAUGACAGUAAAGAACCUGGAGAAACGUGUAGAUGAGCUGACUAGACUUAUAGAAGAUGAGGUGAUUGGUGACCACAUGCCGGACCCCAUGAACUUUGUUGUAGCAGAUGAUGGCCAAUCAUUUUUAUGGAAGAGGGGUGAAUCUAUGACAGAGUCUUUCAUGCAACAAACAUGGCCGGUAGUUAGUGAUGUGUUAGCUGUAAAAGACAUGGUUGCCAACACGGAGAUCCCACAACAAUAUAUGAGGCCAAUGAUGAGAAGCAUUGGAUUAUUUACAAAGAAGAAGGGAUUACGGUCUGGGUCAGGGUUGUUUGUUUUACCAGCAAAGAUGCCAGCAAAUCUGGUAGCUAGUACUGAUAGUAAAGGUGACAAUGUAAGUAAAGAUACAGAAACUGUUACCAUGGAAACUAGUGAAAACAAACUUGUCGGUGAUACUGAUAAUGUGCCAAAUGUAAACAUUGAGGAAAAGAAAGAAAGUAAGACUAAAACUGAGUCAUUAGAAGCCACUACUGGAAAAGUAACUGCUGAAGUAAAUCAAGGUGUUGAAAGUGCUACAGAUACUCUUACUGAAAAAGAAAUAAAGAAGCUUGAAAAAGCUAAAAGAAAGGAAGAGAGACGUAAAAGGAAAGAAGAAAAGAAAGCUAAAAGAGAGAAAAGUAAAGAAAGAGAGGGAGAACAAAGUAGAGACACUGAUAAUGUUAAUGAUCCUAAAAGUGAUAAUGUUGUAAUAAAUGAUGUGAAUCAGCCACAGAAGACAAAUGGUUCAACAAAAUCAAGAGUAUCAUUUCAUUUGGAAGACGCAAUAGUAAAACCUGGAGGUGAUAGAGACAUCCGUCCAAAAACCGCCCCACUUAAUGCACGAUCUCCAGAGAUUGCUAACCAGUUUGAGCUUCUUGAAAGAAAUGGGACACAGAACAUGGACGAUCAGUGGAAUAUUGAAGCGGAGAAACUGGAAACUUCUAGUUCAAGACGAGCCUGGACACCACACCAGGGCAGGGUUAGUGAUAGUGAGGAAGAAAUACAGGAAAGAAAAAUCACGAGAAAACGAUUCUCUAAAGAUUUUGGAGGAUAUUCGUCCAGUGAUGAAGCUAUGUCAUUAAGAGAUAAACUUCAUAACAGAAUGAAGAAGAAGAAAUCAAAGAAAAGCCGAUUAUUUAUAGAAGAUAGUGAUAUGUAACAUACAUGUACAUGUUAGAAUGAGACAGUAGUUCAUUAUUCUCUUGUAUUUAUUAUGUUUUCUUUAAAUUAGGGAUAUACUUUUCUCCAGUCUAAAAUCUAAUUUAUUUGUUAUGAAAUUAAAAAAUAUCAACACCAAAACCAGGAGGAACCAGACAAUAAACAUACUAUUUGCUGGUCUGUAGAGACCAGGAGAGACUCCGGGGAAUUAUCGAUAGGAGACCGGUGAAUAGUAUAUCCCUCAAAAUUAUCUGUGAUAGAGUAUAAAAUGAUAUUGAUUCUUAAAACUUAAACAGGGUUUAUAUUUUAGCUCACCUUUCACAAAGUGACAUGGUGAGCUUUUGUGAUCGCUUUUCGUCCGUCCACCCGUCCGUCC
This is a messenger RNA of Ruditapes philippinarum (Manila clam), 5256 nucleotides long. RefSeq names its product transient receptor potential cation channel subfamily M member-like 2. Lineage: Eukaryota; Metazoa; Mollusca; Bivalvia; Venerida; Veneridae. The transcript is spliced from 29 exons. Gene Ontology annotation, cellular component: membrane. Gene Ontology annotation, biological process: calcium ion transmembrane transport. Gene Ontology annotation, molecular function: ligand-gated calcium channel activity. Bases 154 to 4881 code for a protein of 1575 amino acids. The record is from RefSeq and is a predicted model, not a curated record.